CAAUGGGGAAGGCAGGGCCCAGGUGGAGGCAGAAGCGGGAGGGAGGAACAGAGAGGGACGCGAGGUGAGCAGGAGCCGAGCCUUGGGCGCAGCUGGGACCCGGGCAGAGCGGCCAGGAAGGGCAGCCGAGGGCACACCAGGGAAGGCGGUCCUGGAUGGACACAGGAGCCAGGAGGAGGGCUGAGCCCUGGGCCAGAGGCAGUGCGACCUGGACAGGGAGAGAGGGGCGAGAGACGCGUGGGGCGGGGGCCCGGGGAGGGGUGCUCGGGGAGCCGACAGAGGGCGCCCCGCACCCUGUGUCGCGCCCACAGAGCUCCCUGCUGCUCCUGCUGCUGCUCAGCCCCGGCCUCCGCGGGACCCCCGACUGCUCCUUCAGUCACAGCCCCGUCUCCUCCACCUUUGCGCUCACCAUCCGCAAGCUGUCUGAUUACCUGCUUCAGGACUACCCAGUCACUGUCGCCUCCAACCUGCAGGACGACGAGCUCUGCGGAGCCUUCUGGCGCCUGGUCCUGGCCCAGCGCUGGAUGGAACGGCUCAAAGCUGUGGCUGGGUCCCAGAUGCAAAUCCUGCUGGAGGCUGUCAACACGGAGAUACACUUUGUCACCUUAUGUGCCUUCCAGCCCCUCCCGAGCUGUCUUCGCUUCGUCCAGACCAACGUCUCCCACCUCCUGCAGGACACCUCCAAGCAGCUGGCGGCCUUGAAGCCCUGGAUCACCCGCAGGAACUUCUCUGGGUGCCUGCAGCUGCAGUGUCAGCCGGACUCUUCCACGCUGCUGCCCCCAAGGAGCCCCGGGGCCUUGGAGGCCACAGCCCUGCUGGCCCCCCAGGCCCCUCUGCUGCUCCUCGUGUUGCUGCUGCCCGUGGGUCUCCUGCUGAUGUCCGCUGCCGGGUGCCUGCACUGGCGAAGGAGGGGGUGGAGGACGCCCUACCCUGGGGAGCAGAGGACACUGAGGCCCAGCGAGACGAGUCACCUGCCAGAGGACACAGAGCUGGGACUCAGAGGAAGUCAGCUAGAGACUGGUCCCUUCCUCGAGGGCGCUGCCCUGCUCACUCUCUCCCCAGGAUGGAGGCAACGCCAGUCCCCAACGCCAGCCCCAGCCCCACCUGUCCCCCUCUGUACAAAGUCCUUGUCCCCAGGAAAUUGUAUAUAAAUCACCCUUUUCUACCA
Molecule: messenger RNA, 1168 nt
Organism: Mirounga angustirostris (Northern elephant seal)
Lineage: Eukaryota; Metazoa; Chordata; Mammalia; Carnivora; Phocidae
Gene: FLT3LG
Product: fms related receptor tyrosine kinase 3 ligand
Exons: 6
Coding region: 156-1151 (331 amino acids)
Biological process (GO): positive regulation of cell population proliferation
Cellular component (GO): cell surface; membrane
Molecular function (GO): receptor tyrosine kinase binding; cytokine activity
Source: RefSeq, a predicted model, not a curated record